Molecule: messenger RNA, 4101 nt
Organism: Corythoichthys intestinalis (scribbled pipefish)
Lineage: Eukaryota; Metazoa; Chordata; Actinopteri; Syngnathiformes; Syngnathidae
Gene: pdpr
Product: pyruvate dehydrogenase phosphatase regulatory subunit
Exons: 18
Coding region: 146-2833 (895 amino acids)
Cellular component (GO): mitochondrion; cytoplasm; mitochondrial matrix
Molecular function (GO): protein binding; oxidoreductase activity
Source: RefSeq, a predicted model, not a curated record
GAACUAGCACUCGGCAAGACCUAUGUUAGCUUUACUACUUUGCCUUGGAACCCAAACAAGUCUCUACUCUCACAGCUGUCACAGAUUUAUGUACCCUGACGCUGAAAAUCAACAGCGGCUGAACUAGUAGAGAGAACAGCCAGCGAUGUGCAGCUGCGUGCGGAGCUCCAGGGCUCUGCCCCCUGCCCUGCUCCCCAGGUUGCUGCUGCCACACACGGGCUACUCUUUCGCUGGCAGGGGUCUGCGGACAUCCACAAACUCCAUGCAGGCAGUGAAUGCGGACACCUCUCAGCCACUACCGCUGCCUAGCCAAGCCCGAGUGGUUAUCUGUGGUGGGGGCAUUGUGGGGACGUCGGUGGCGUAUCACCUGGCUAAGCUGGGCUGGACUGAUAUCGUCCUUCUGGAGCAGGGCAGACUAGGAGCGGGAACCACCAAACUAUGUGCCGGCAUCAUCAGCGUGGCCAAGCCCAUCUCAAUCGAAUGCAAAAUGGCCGACUACUCCAACUCUCUGUACCAGCAGCUUGAGCAAGAGACUGGCGUCAAGACGGGCUACGUGCAAACUGGUUCUCUGUGUCUGGCGCAGAAUCAGGACCGCUUCAUUUCGCUGAAGCGACUCGCGUCGAGACUCAAAGUGUUGGGGAUAAACUGUAACAUUGUGAAGCCCAAAGAUGUGGUCAAACUCCACCCUUUAGUAAACAUUCACGACCUGGUGGGGGCGCUUCACCUUCCUGCCGACGCUGUUGUGUCUCCGCCAGAUGUCAACCACGCACUGGCAGUGGCAGCAGCUGGACAAGGGGUUCAGAUCUUGGAGAGAACCACUGUUCAGCAAGUUCUGGUGGAGAAGGGCCACGUGAUGGCUGUGGAGACAGACCGAGGCUCCAUUGAGUGUGAAUAUUUCGUCAACUGUGCUGGACAGUGGGCAUACGAGCUUGGUCAGGCGAGCGAAACUAAAGUCUCUGUCCCCCUGCAUGGCUGCGAACACUUCUACCUCCUCACCAAACCCCUCCAGGCUGAGCUCCCCGCUGACACACCAGUGGUGUUCGACAUGGAUGGGAGAAUAUACGCUCGGCCGUGGCAGGGGGGCAUGCUGUCGGGGGGCUUCGAGAAGAACCCUAAGCCGAUCUUUACAGAGGGACGCAAUCAGCUGGAAAUUCAGAACAUGCAGGAGGACUGGGACCACUUUGAGCCUAUGCUCAGCUCCCUGCUUCGGAGAAUGCCUGGGCUGGAGUCAGCUGAGAUCCAGCAGUUGGUCAACUGCCCAGAGUCCUUUACGCCAGAUAUGCGUUGUCUAAUGGGUGAGACGCCAGGCGUCUCGGGCUACUUCGUUCUGGCUGGCAUGAACUCCUCGGGUCUGGCCUUUGCCGGAGGAGCUGGCAAGUAUUUGGCUGAGUGGAUGACCUAUGGUUACCCCAGCGCCAACGUGUGGCCAUUAGACAUUAAGCGCUUUGGCAACCUGCAGAGCAGCCGCACAUUUCUGCGACACCGUGUAAUGGAGGUCAUGCCGCUUUUGUACCGACUAAAAGUUCCUCGCUGGGACUUCCAGACAGGUCGGCAGCUGAGGACAAGUCCCUUGUACGACCGACUGGACACGCAGGGAGCUCGCUGGAUGGAGAAACACGGCUUUGAGAGGCCUAAAUACUUUGUUCCUCAUGGCAAAGAUCUCCUGUCUCUGGCCCAGAGCAAGACCUUCUACAAGCCGGACUGGUUUGACAUUGUUGGGGCGGAGGUCAAGUGCUGCAAGGAAGCAGUCUGUGUUAUUGACAUGUCGUCCUUCACCAAGUUUGAACUCACUUCCUCAGGUGACGAGGCUUUGGAGCUGCUGCAGCACUUAUGCGCCAAUGACUUGGAUGUUCCGGUGGGACAUAUCGUCCAUACGGGCAUGCUGAACCAACAAGGAGGCUAUGAGAAUGACUGCAGCGUUGUUCGCAUCAGCAAGAACAGCUUCUUCAUCAUCUCCCCAACAGACCAACAAGUCCACUGUUGGUCAUGGAUCAAGAAACACAUGCCAAAUGACCCACACCUCCACCUUGAGGACGUUAGCUGGAAGUACACAGCUUUGAAUCUGAUUGGACCUCGUGCCAUGGAUGUUCUGGCAGAGCUGUCGUAUGUUUCCAUGACGCCUGACCAUUUUCCCUCCAUGUUCUGUAAGGAGAUGAGCGUAGGCUACGCUAACGGCAUCCGAGUGAUGAGCAUGACACACACGGGCGAGCCGGGUUUCAUGCUCUACAUCCCCAUCGAGUAUGCGCUUCACGUGUACAAUGAGGUGAUGUCAGUGGGUCAGAAGUACGGUAUCCGCAACGCUGGAUACUAUGCGCUACGCAGCUUACGCAUUGAAAAGUUCUUUGCCUUCUGGGGACAAGACCUGGACGCUUUCACCACGCCGCUAGAGUGCGGACGGGAAUUCCGCGUCAAGUUUGAUAAGGACACAGACUUUGUGGGUCGCUCGGCCCUGCUGCAGCAGCGCCACGACGGCGUGCGUCGCCGCUUCGUCAUGUUGGUCCUGGACGACCACGACACCGAGCUGGACCUGUGGCCCUGGUGGGGCGAGCCCAUCUACUGCAACGGAAGUCUGGCGGGCACCACCACGAGCAGCGCUUACAGUUACACUCUAGAGAGACACGUGUGCCUGGGGUUCGUAUCGCCGCCCCCCGGACCGGACGGCUUGCCCGCGGUCGUCACCCCGGAUUUUAUAAACCGAGGGGACUACGAAGUAGACGUGGCCGGGCAGAGGUACCCGGCUAAGGCAAAGCUUUACCCCUUCAGCUCGCUUUUUAGCCAGCAACACCGGAGACGCAAAGACGACUUGGAGCUCAGCAACUUACAGGGCGAGUGAUGUUGACAUCUCACUUCUGAUGCUCACUUUAAGUGCAAUACUUUGGAAACAAGUAAAAAAAAAUCAAUUUUCAUUGGUGUGGUUUCAAAGUGCCUUGCAGGAGGCCACAAAUGCUCUUUGACAUGUUGGCUCUCUAUAGAUGAAAGUCUAUGCUGCUGCAGGUUAUUGAAAUUUAUACUUGCAUGCAAUUUUCACAUGUUCGUAAAAAUGUUUAAAAAAAAAAAAAAAAAGUCUUAGAAAAACUUUGGAAAUGUUACCAAAGCGGUAAUGAAGAAAAAAAAUCUGAGGAAUGUUGUAAAGUAAAACAAUUCCACAAUGUUAAACGAAUCGUUGUUAUACAGUACGUUUUCGUUUAAAAAUAAAAAUUGUCCUGAUUUAUGUUAAAAGAUGCAUUCUUGGUCAGUGGUAGCGUGAACUUAAAAAAGUCACCAUUUCUCGUUUCUUUGUGGUUAAAAUGCUUGCCAAAGUCACGUUAAGGUAUAAAGUUACCAUGGUAAGUAAUAUAUUACGUAAGUCUUAAAACUUCAGAUGAAAACGCCAAACAUUACAAGUUCUAUAUUCUCAUCAAAAUGUAGAUUUUCCAUUCCUGUCUUAUUUCUUAAAAUGUCAUCUUAAUUCCCCCCCCCCAAACAAGUAACAAGAGUCAUAAAUUUGCUUUCAUAUGCCCCAUCCUAACUAAACUACAGCAAAAAUAUAUAUUUUUUCCCCUGAAAUAUUCUUCAGUUUCAAUACUUUAGGGAAGUCGCCUGUCUACAUGGCAAAGUUUUGCUGUGCAAUGUGUAUGCCUGCCAUGCCAUCGUUUUAAUCAUGUACUGUAACAUAUCUGAAUCAGUUGGAAGUAAUUUUUCUUAUUGACAAAAUAUCGUUUUGUUGCUUAUGAAGGGCUGAACUUGACAUUUAUCGCUUGUCCUCCAUUUUGCUGCACGUCCUCAAUACAUGAAGUCUGACAUACAGAAAACUGUCAAAUCUUUUAUCUUCAUAAGACAAACACCCAAAAAAGUUUUUUGUUGUUGUUGUUGUAUUGGUUACAGUACAUCAAGUCACAUUACAAAUAAAAAGUCAAAUGUUGCAAGGCUGUUUUUGUCUACUGGCUUGCAUCAAGCUGGCCAGCUGUGUUGUCCUGAUGAAUCUUUGUGAGGUCACAUCUCGGCCACUAUGAAGGUUUUUGUUGAUCAUGUCCUACGCGCUUUGCGCGGUCGACAGCCGUUGUGUGGCACAGGUGUGUUGUCGGUGAUGGAGACCACUUCAAGACCCCCCAUGGUCAAGCC